This is a messenger RNA of Sesamum indicum (sesame), 635 nucleotides long. RefSeq lists its product as uncharacterized. The record is from RefSeq and is a predicted model, not a curated record. Gene Ontology annotation, cellular component: respiratory chain complex I. NCBI's taxonomy places the organism in Eukaryota, Viridiplantae, Streptophyta, Magnoliopsida, Lamiales, Pedaliaceae.
UGAAACGCAUCUGAAAGAGGAGAGCCUCAGCUGCACUGUGGCAUUUUUGAUUGACUGGUUGUUGGAGAAGAGAAGCUGAGCAGUGAGGAAGUAUGAAUACUGAUAUAACGGCCUCGGUGAAGCCGGAGUACCCGGUGAUAGAUCGGAAUCCACCGUUCACGAAGACGGUGGCGAAUUUCAACACACUAGACUACCUCCGCCUCACCACCAUCACCGGCGUUUCAGUCGUCGUCGGAUACCUAUCCGGGAUUAAGCCCGGGAUUAGGGGGCCGUCGAUGGUGACGGGUGGUCUGAUUGGGGUGAUGGGAGGUUUCAUGUACGCAUACCAGAAUUCUGCCGGCAGGCUCAUGGGUUUUUUCCCCAAUGAAGGCGAGGUUGCCAAGUACAAGAAGUAAUUCUUCCUAGGGUUUCUUCUGCCUCUUUCCCGGGCCUGCUAGUGAUGCUCUUUCCCCUUUGUAUUUUGGUAGAACUGCUGAUAAGAAUGAAAAUUCUCCUUGCUGAUGAUGUUUUGGGUUUCUGUAGGAAGAAUUUGACCAAGUUAUAUUCUAUUCUCAAUAAUUGAGAGGUGGUUACUGGAACUCGAAAUCACUUGUAUUGCGAUUGCUGCUUGUUGAAUUUAACUUGCAUUUGAAAUA